CUCCCGGCGGGUGUCCUGUCCGGGCGGCGGUGAGGAAGGGGCUGCUCUCGGGUUCAGUGUAAAUCGGGGGCGGGACCGAGCUCCGCCGGGCCCUCCGGGGGCCAGCAGCCCGGUUUUAGAGCACCAGAAUUUUGCAACACCUUACAACACCAUGGCAGAAGGUACAGACAGGGGACAAGAUCUGGUGACCGCAACGGCAAGGAGCCACACGGGUUGGAAAUUAUCUCGGCUGCGGAAGCUUUUCAAGCGACUCCUGCCUGUGGGCUCAUCGAGGGAAGCGGGCAAGCCCCCGGAAGCCACGACGCGACAGCAAAGCGGGACCGAGGGGAGAGUCUGCGCGGAAGGCAACCUGGCCGCGGGGGACGAGGAAAGAAGUCAGGCCGGCGGGGGCAGCCUGGGCGAGGCAGCGACUCCUGCCUUCCGAGGCUCCUCCGUCGAGGAAAGGCCAAGCUCUCACCACGGACUGGACCCGACGUUGCAGUUCCUGAUGCAGUGGGACGACUACCAACUGUUCCAGCUGACAAACCUCCACCGGGAGAGACUGGAGCGGGCAAUUGAAGGAGUGAUGGGGGCACUCGCCCUGAUGCUGAGACAGCAGGGACAUCUCAGCGGGCAGGAGUUCGAGAAAAUCGCAGAGCUUGCGGAGAAGGGAAGCCGGCCGGACAGUUCCACACUCUUCCUCAAUCUGGUGACGGAGAAAGGGUCCCGGGCCCGGAGGGUGAUGUGGGAGUCUUUUGUGAGAGUGCGCAAUGGGUCACCAAAGUUGGACCAAGUACUGCAAGAAAUCCAGGAGCUCGGUCCUGAUCCACAAGAAUACAUGAAGGUUCUUGUCCCUCAAGGUUUAUCCGAGUUACCCACUCAGCUAAGAGACGUUCAACAGAAACACAAGGAGACUCUGCGGGCACAAACCGAAACACUGAGAGUGAACACGAUCCUGAUGAGGGAGAAGGUGAAGGUUUUCCAGCUGGUUGAUCGAUACGCUGAGCUCACGGUCAUUUCUACUGUGCGAGAUCGGAGAAUUGUGGAACACGAGCUGCUGGCAAGAGGCCGGGACCAUGAGGAGUGGAGAGAGAAACAUCUCCGGGGAGAGCUGGAAAAAAUCCGAACUGAUCAGUUGUUUCAGAGAAAUUACUACUAUAGUUUUUGGCAGCAAAUGAAGAGAUUCUUCACCCGACCGACCUCUGGGAGUUCAGCAGCAGUGGCUGGAGUCCCGGGGAUCGGGAAAACAACCAUGGUGCAAAAGAUUGUUUAUGACUGGGCCAUGGGGAAAAUAUACCAACACUUCCAGUUUGUCUUCAGCUUCAAAUUCCGAGAUUUAAACUCCAUUAACUGCAGAAUAAACCUGAGAGAACUGAUUCUGGAUCAAUAUCCUUACUUUGGGAAUAUUCUGGGAGAGGUCUGGAAGAAUCCUGAGGGAUUGCUGUUUAUAUUCGAUGGUUUGGAUGAAUUCAAGCACACAAUCGAUUUUGCUGACAGUCGGAGAGACACAGAACCUCAGCACAUGUGCCCAGAUCCCGAGUGGUGGUGUGAAGUGUCUGACAUUGUGUACAGUUUAAUCCAGCACAAGCUGCUCCCAGGGUGUUCAGUGCUGGUGACCACCCGUCCCACUGCGUUACAUUUGUUGGAAAAGGCGGAGAUCAGUGUUUGGGCUGAAAUCCUGGGAUUUGUCGGUGAGGAACGGAAGGAAUAUUUCCACAGGUUUUUUGAAGAUCAGACGGUGGCAGCAGCUGUUUUCAAACACGUGGAGGAGAACGAGAUCCUGUACACCAUGAGCUACAACCCCUCUUACUGCUGGAUCCUGGGUCUGGCACUGGGCCCCUUCUUCACACAAACACACAGGGACCUGCAGCGAGUUCCCAAAACCAUCACCCAACUAUAUUCACACUAUAUUUACAACAUCCUGAAAAACCACAGCCGUGAGAUUGAAAGCCCCCUUGAUGUGUUACUGAGAGUUGGUGAGAUGGCCUUCACAGGAGUGUCUGAGAAGAAGAUUGUGUUUACAGAUGGAGAUUUGAUCAAGUACAAUCUGCAGCCUUCCCAGUUCCUGUCCGGGUUCCUGAUGGAACUUUUGGAGAGAGAGGAUUGUGCCCGGAGCGUAGUGUACACAUUCCCACACCUCACCAUCCAAGAGUUUGCAGCCGCACUCGCAAAAUUACUGACUGCGGAUGAAAGGAAUAUCCGGAAACUCCUCACUGAAGCCCACAGCACGACAGACGGGCGGUUUGAGAUAUUUCUCCUUUUUGUUGCUGGUCUCUCCUUCCCAGGGUCAGCUCGGGGGCUGGAGGAGUUUCUGGGUCCAUUUCCCCAUCAAACCAUCUGCCGAGUGAUUGACUGGGUGAAGGAGGAGGUGAAACGUCAGAGUGGAAACACAGGGAGUGAAGCUGGUAAAAGGAGCCUCCUGAACACACUGCACUACCUGUUUGAGUCUCAGAACCGUGGACUGGCUCAGGCCGCACUGGGAUCUGUGGAAACACUUUCCUUCCGUGGAUUGCGACUGACCCCGAUUGACUGCGCCGUCCUGUCUCAUGUCAUUGGGCUCUGUGAUACAAUAAACCACCUCGAUCUCUGGGGCUGCUACAUUCAGUGUGAAGGGCUCCAGCGGCUGGGACCCGGGCUACACAAAUGCCGAGAGUUGGAACUGCAGUACAACGACCUGGGAGAUUCGGGAGUGAAACCGGUGUCUGCGGCUCUGAGGGACCCGGAGUGUAAAAUACAGAGACUGCGGCUGUGGGAUGUCGGUCUCACAGAUUCUGGUGCCGAGGAUCUCGUCUCCGCUCUCAGUACAAACCGCUCACUGACGGGGCUGGACCUGGGAUCAAACUCCCUCACAGACCGAUGUGUCCCCGCUCUCCGCCGCCUCAUCCUGACCCUCCCGAGUCUGGAGUGGAUCUGGCUGCGGGAGAAUCAGUUCAGUUCAGAUGGACGGAAUGAGCUGGAGUCGCUGCAGGGAACCAGACGCGGACUGAGGGUGAACCUGUGAACGUCCCAAUGUACAGACAUCCCCGCCCGCGGGACGGGAAUAUGUAUCCAUGUAUCUCCACGUAUCAAUGGAGAGAUAUACCAGAGAAAGCAUCCUAUCUGGAUACGUCCCGGCUCUGCCCUUGACCGCAAGAAACUGCAGGGAGUGGUGGACACAGCUCAGCACAUCACGGAAACCAGCCUCCCCUCCAUGGACCCUGUCUACACUUCUCACUGCCUCGGUAAAGCUGCCAACAUAAUCACAAGACCUCUGCCACCACAGAAAUUCUCACUGCUCCCUCCUCCCGUCCAGCAGAAGAUACAAAAGCCUGAAAGCACCUACCACCAGGCUCAAGGACAGCUUCUGCCCAGCUGUUAUAGGUCUAUUGAACGGUCCCCCAGUACGAUAAAUGGACACCUGACCUCACAAUCUAUCUCGUUCUGGCCUUGCACCUUAUUGUCUGCCUGCACUGCACUUUCUCUGGAACUGUAACACUUUAUUCUUCAUUCUGUUCCUGUUUUCCCUUGUCCUGCCUCGGUGACUUGACGUGUUGAAAUAACCUUUCUUUUUCAUUCUUUUUAAUAAUUUUUAAAAUAAUGCAGAUUAAUACAUAUAACCGGUAAUUAUACACAUACUACAAAGAGAUCGGGAGGGCAGUCAUGACAUAUAUAGUCACAAAGAAUAAAAAAAAUAUUCCAGGCCCCACGGUUUCUAUGUAAACAAAAAUAUUACAAAAUAAAAAGCUGGACUGAUAGUUCUCGAUGAACUAAGAGCGUUAGUAUAUUGUCAACUCCGCUGGUCCGAGUUCAAAGAUGAUUGAAAGGGGAUCGAUAUCCUCUGAAAAUGUUGAAUGAAUGGACUCCAAACUGCUUCAAAUUUAAGCAAAGUAUCCACAGUCCCGCUCCCUAACUUUUUCUAAGUUUAAACAUGAUACAGUUUGAGAAAACCAUUGAAAAGUGCGGGGGGGUAUUGGAUGCUUCAAGUUAAACAAAAUGGAUCGCGUGGCCAUUAACGUGACAAAGGCAAUCAUACGACCAUUUUUGGUAGCCCAAAAAUUGCACUGAUAGGGUGAGGUUGUAAAUCAAUACUCAAUACAGUUGAAAUAAUGUUAAAAAUGUCCUUCCAAUAUUUUUCCAAAAGUUGGCAGGACCACAACUUAUGUGUCAGGGGAGCCACCUACGAAUUACAUGCGUCACAUAUAGGAUUCAUAUGGUGAUAAAAAUGGGCUAACUUGUCCUUCGACGUAUGGGUCCUGUGAACCACCUUAAACUGUAUCAAAGAGUGUGUGGCACACAUUGAAGAUGUGUUAACUAAUUGAAGAUGGAUGGGAAAGGCUCAGAGGGAUGUGGGGCAAAUGCAGACGAAUAUGAUGAGAGCUCAGGUCGGCACCUUUGCCGGCAUGGACAAGUUGGGUCGAAGGGCCUGUUUCCUUUCUGUAUAACGCUCUGACUGUAAACAGAGGUAAUUUCCGAUCAGAUUAGUUUAUUGCCACGUACGCCAGGGUGCAAUGAGAUUCCUUGCUCGCCUUUUCUGGCAUUUCCUCUUCUUCUGUUAUGGACAUGAAAGUCUCCCCGAUUUGCCUUCCACACACGCUGCCCGACCAGCUGACAAUAUCGUUUUUGCCUUUAUUUUCGCAGAAAGCAAAUGCCCUGAGGUUUGAGAAUCCGAUAUUCAGUCCUGCAGCCUGUAACCUGCCUGGCCAGAAACUGAGUUGAUUUUCCCCCGGCUCACUGUUGUAACAGCGCAGGAGGUUAAUUGUCCGGCCCCAUCCCACCCCGCCCGUGAAGCAGUGCCUGUGUCCCUGGAGAGGGAGCACACUGUGUCCACUGUCCCGCCCUCAGUGUGAGGUGGUGUGAGGAUUCUCCGAUCUUCGGGCUGUUCCCGGCGACACACACACAGACGGACAUCAACUGCUGCUGGAAUGUCAUCGACUCGGUGAAAGACACCCUUUGGUCUGCCCGAAACGUGUUGGUCUCCCAGCGCAGCGAGAUGUCUGUAGGGGAAUGCUGCCGGCUGGCACAUGCCAGGCUGCAGGAGUACGUGCUGAGGGGAUACACUGAAGCUGGGCGCAGCCAACGCAAAGGCUCGGUGGGGAAGGACUAGGGUUUAGGGCUCUUCUGCCACUGGAGAGGGAGGGGCGGGAACAGGGAGAAAGCCCCGAAAUAUGGUAAAUACGGGACCUGGUAGCCUCCAGGGAGCCACACUUGUGGCAUCGGUGCUGUUUUCUAUGUAAAAAGGUAACACUAAUGAAUGAUCUGUACAAGAAUGUAAAGGUUUGCACUGUUUUGUAAUUGUAUAUAGUU
Pristis pectinata (smalltooth sawfish) is the source of this 5262-nucleotide messenger RNA. Its product is annotated as NACHT, LRR and PYD domains-containing protein 3-like. The record is from RefSeq and is a predicted model, not a curated record. Bases 152 to 2980 code for a protein of 942 amino acids. Gene Ontology annotation, cellular component: cytoplasm. Lineage: Eukaryota; Metazoa; Chordata; Chondrichthyes; Rhinopristiformes; Pristidae. The transcript is spliced from 12 exons.